Molecule: messenger RNA, 429 nt
Organism: Paramecium pentaurelia
Lineage: Eukaryota; Ciliophora; Oligohymenophorea; Peniculida; Parameciidae
Source: the annotation of a GenBank genome assembly
AAUGAAUUACUUAGGCGGUGGAUUUCAUAGAAAAUUCAAGUAUUAGCAGCCUAUUAGUAUAGUAUACCAAAUGGGUUUUAUUUAGAUAAAUCAUGGAUUUUUGAGCCUUAAUUUCAGCUGCUAGAAGACAAAGUCUAGAUUGGCCUAAUACUGAAGAACAUGAAGCCAAUGAAGGAAAGGGAUUAAACUUAGUUUAAGCUAAUGGCUUUAACCAUACAAAAUUCAUUGAGAGAAGGACAUUAAUUGGUGAAACUUUAUAGUACCUCCCUUCAAGAAAGAGACUAGAAACUUGGAGUAAAACUGUUGUGUCCUGUGUUAUCCUCUUCUCUCAUUAUCAUACUUGAAUGCAUACUACCAAUGAUAUUAUAAUUUCUCUAUUAAUUUGUUAUAUGUUCCUCUUCACAAAUUACUUUAGUUAAACUUCGCUGA